Penicillium roqueforti is the source of this 1071-nucleotide messenger RNA. Its product is annotated as FAD-dependent oxidoreductase. Gene Ontology annotation, molecular function: D-amino-acid oxidase activity; FAD binding. NCBI's taxonomy places the organism in Eukaryota, Fungi, Ascomycota, Eurotiomycetes, Eurotiales, Aspergillaceae. Bases 1 to 1071 code for a protein of 356 amino acids. The record is from RefSeq and is a predicted model, not a curated record. The transcript is spliced from 5 exons.
AUGCCUGAGAAAACUGUAGUCGUCAUUGGUGCCGGGGUAGCUGGGCUCACAACCGCGCUGCUGCUGUCCAAGUGCCCAGGCUAUAAAAUCAUUGUCGCCGCAAAGCACAUGCCCGGAGACUACGACAUCGAGUACGCCUCACCAUGGGCUGGAGCCAACUACAUGCCUGUCUCGAUUCGCGGGACAGAAGCUGCGGAAUGGGAGAAAGCGACAUGGGCACCGCUCGAAGACCUCGCGAGGAACCAUCCUGAAGCGGAAUGUGAGAUUCAUCGUCGCGAAAAAGAUGCCGGCUCGGCAACGGCGGAUUGGUUUGCUGAGCUCCUAUCCCCAGAGCCUUGGUUCAAAGACACUGUGCCAAAUUUCCGUCCGCUUCCAAAGUCAUCGCUCGGCCCCGGUGUCGAUGCAGGAACGGUCUUCACGUCGGUCUGCAUAAACACGGCGAUAUAUCUACCAUGGCUCGUGUCUCAGUGUCUUAAGAAUGGUGUUACUUUCAAGCGCGCUGUGUUUAGUCACAUCUUGGAAGCCGCGGGGCCGAGCGUCUGCCCCGGGAAGGUCGAUUUCGUCGUCAACUGCACUGGUCUCAUGGCAUCGAAGCUCGGCGGCGUGAAAGACAAGACUGUCAUUGCGGCUCGUGGCCAGAUUGUGGUGGUACGCAACGAGGCUGGAAAGAUGGUCGAUGUUUCGGGAACCGACGACGGCGAUGGCGAGGCAUGCUAUGUGAUGACAAGGGCGGCUGGCGGAGGGACCAUCCUAGGCGGUUGCUAUCAGAAAGGAAACUGGGACCCCCAGGUAGAUCCAAACCUCGCUAUCAGGAUCAUGAAGCGGGCUGUGGAGCUGUGUCCUGCGCUCACCGGCGGCCAGGGAAUCGAGCACCUGGACAUUGUCCGACAUGGCGUUGGGCUACGACCAGUGAGAGAAGGUGGGGUGAGGAUUGAAAGGGAGCGAGUAGGCGAUCUAUGGCUGGUUCAUAACUACGGCGCCGGUGGUGCCGGAUACCAAUCGUCGUACGGAUGCGCGCAAGCUGCCAUAAGACUCAUCCAAGACGCCGCGGGACCACAGUCCAGAUUGUAA